AUGACCAAGCCAAACCUUAGUGACCUAGAGUGGAAAGCAGCCAUCGAUGAACUUCUACGGAUCAAUAACAACGGCACACUGCCUCGGGAGCAUACGCAAAGGUUGCAACUGGUAUGGGGUGCGACCCGACCACUAUUAGCGCUAUCUGGAAGCGGUACGCUGCCACAGUUGACACAGACGUCCAAGGAGAAGGCGAAGAGCUCCUUCCCGGGCGUGAAAGAGCAAGCGGUUCAUCCCUAA
This is a messenger RNA of Phytophthora nicotianae INRA-310, 240 nucleotides long. RefSeq lists its product as hypothetical. The record is from RefSeq and is a predicted model, not a curated record. Bases 1 to 240 code for a protein of 79 amino acids. Lineage: Eukaryota; Oomycota; Peronosporomycetes; Peronosporales; Peronosporaceae. The transcript has 2 exons.